This is a messenger RNA of Lucilia sericata (common green bottle fly), 3031 nucleotides long. Its product is annotated as protein rolling stone. The record is from RefSeq and is a predicted model, not a curated record. Gene Ontology annotation, cellular component: membrane. The transcript has 6 exons. NCBI's taxonomy places the organism in Eukaryota, Metazoa, Arthropoda, Insecta, Diptera, Calliphoridae. Bases 669 to 1634 code for a protein of 321 amino acids.
GUAGUCAGUCUGUGAUUGAGAGUGGUAACGAUAAGUUGCAAUUGAUUAACGUAGAUCGCACGGAUUCUGCUGUCUGUUAAUAAACGCGCGUGAAAUAAAACUUUUUUUUGUAUAAAAAUAAAGCGCGUUCGUUUGAAUUGAGAAAAAAAACUACAGACAGGUGUGUGUGCUAACAAAAAAAAAAAGCUUAAAGUUAAAGCAUUAAAAGAGAGUAAAACAGAAAUAAGAGCGUUAAUUAAAUCGUUAUAAUGAAGAUCUAUCAUUAAAAACAAAGUUCAAAACAAGUGAUCAGUUCAGAGUUGAAAUAAAAAGUCCGCAAUAAAAUUGAAAAUAAAGAAAGAAAAAAAAAACUAAAACAGCUGUUUGGAGUUAGAUCGUGUGUAAAGAGUUGUUGUCAAAAUUGUGUAAAAAUAAUAUUGAUGAUGUCACUACUACUGCUGCACGAAUUGGAUGUUUCAUACGAAAAUUCGAAUCGAGAAUAAUAAUUUUCACAAUUUUCUUUCUAAUUGGAUUAUUGUUUUAAUAUAAUAAAAUAACAUACUGUGAUAGAUUAUACAGCAUUUUCGAAUGUAAAAAUUUGUAUUUUUAUUGGAAAAUUUUGUUUGAAUUUUAAUUCAUUUGAAAGCAGCAACAAUUUUAAAGGGUCUAACCAAAAAAUUUAGGGGCUGAUGAAAAAUAUGAAGGCUUUAAAAGAUCUUGUACAUCCGGUAAAGAAGGAAUUUCGUCGUGAGAAAUGUGGUUUCGAACAUACACCACCAGAUGAUUUUGUUAAAUCGCAAUGGCAAAAUCGUACCAAAAGUAUUGUAUACUUAAUAUAUCGUUGGUUUCUGGCUUUAUUCUUUACUGCUGUUGUCAUUGAGUCUAUGAUAGAUCCAGAUCCAGAUGAGAAUCCCAAUUUUUGGUUAUAUUUUAUAUACAUGACAAAUUGGGGCAUCAUGCUGUGCAUGAUUACAAACGUAUAUGCAGCGAUACUGGUAACAAUUUGGCAUUUUCAUCCAGAAUAUGCGGACAAACUUUUAAAUCUGGAAUCAUUGAAAAGUCCUUUUCGCAUCUAUUGGGGCAUACAUAUAACAACAUUGGUGGUAUCAAUUGUAAUAACAAUUAUCUAUUGGAGCAUUUUAUAUGAUGCUAACGAAAGUACUUUGAGUGCUACAAACAUUUUAACACAUGCCUUCAAUUCGAUUUGUAUGUUUAUCGAUCUGCUGAUAGUUGCUCAUCCUUUAAGACUUUUACAUAUGUUUCUGCCGGUAUGUUUUGGCCUAUUCUAUGCUUUCUUCUCUGUCAUUUAUCAAUUAUGUGGAGGUCAUAACCGAAAGGGAAAGCCUUACAUUUAUCAUGUGAUUGAUUGGAAUAAACCUGUUAAUUCCACGUUAACUGUGGUGGGUGUUAUACUGCUCUGCUGUUGUGUUUACAUGGCCUUAUUUACGAUUUACAAAUUAAGGACACUACUCUAUCGACGUCUCAACAAUGCCACCUUCAUCUUACCCACCACAGCACCACCACCGAUUACGAAAAAACACAUUGGCACCGGCAUCAAACACACAUCGCCUGGCAUUUCUAUGGUAUUGGGCAAUUUUGAGGGCCAUACGAAUCCUGCUUUUUCAAAGAGUUCGGAAAAUAUUACCAAAAAUUAAGUUUAAAGAAAAAGAACUUAAGAAAAAUUUUUUUAAGGAAUUUUAUAGCUUUCAAUGUAAAAUUAGUUACAAAAUUUAGUCAAAUCAGAUCUAUUUGGGGAAUGGGAGGAUAAUUCAGAUUUUGGGGGAAUUCCAUAAAAUCAAGGUCUUUCAAGUGUCAACCAGCCGAUACAAAAUGAUCGGCGGCGGCGGCGCAACCAUUUUAGGUCGGCGACGAAAAUAUCGGCGGCGGCUAAAUUGUCGGCUCAAUUUUACUUUUUCUUCAGAAAUUGACCUUAAAAGCGUUUAUUAUAUUGAAAAAUCUCUGUAUAAUAGUCUGUUAUAUAGAAACCUGUCUCUAUAUAAGUUUUUUUUCUGCAGAAAAUGGACAUUUUUAUAGUAGUUAUCACUAUUUUAAUAUUAGCAUAAUAUUGUGUGGCAACUCUUUUGAAUUUGCCAUAAGAAUUUGAAAUAGUGGCAACUCUGUUCAAAUUGGUGAAAUUAUUUUCUGAAAGACAUGUGCGAUUCCAAUCUUUAUCAGCGGCUACGUUUAAGCCGACUUAGACCUGGUCCACACUAGGAAACUUUUGUUGAGAAACUGUUUCUUAAUUCUCUUUUGAAGUUUCCUUAAUGUCCACACAUAGAAACAUUUGUUUCAGAAACUACGUAUUAAUUGUAUUGAUUUGUUGUUGUACGAAUGAGAAGAAUAACAAAACAAGUUUCCGAGUACGAGAAACUCCGUACCGCGAGAGAGAUGAAUGAUAUUCUUUCUCUUUCUCUCACACGCAAAAUCAAAAGUUUCCCAAAAAAAGUUUCCUAGUGUGGACCGGCAGUUAGCCUUUGAGCCGAAAGAAGUCGGCGGCGGCGCGGCUUGCCAAAUAUUACCGGCGGCCAGUCGCCGCCUUGAGCCGUCUCGGCUUGUAUCUCUGGUGUCAACUGAUUCUUUUUACAUCAGUGUAUCUUAUUGAAGUUAUAUAUGUCAGUUUUUUUCAAGAACCUGUCAUUUCGUAUUAAACAUUCUCCAAAUAGAUCUAUUCAUAUUUGCAUCUGUAUAUAUGUAUGUAUUUAAUAGCUUAAUUAAUAAGUAUUUUUUCGAAUUUUUUUCAAGUACAAUAAAUUAAAACUUAAUUAAAUGUUAAUUUUAAUUAUUAUUUCUACUUUAAUAGUUUUAUUAGUGCAUUUGAAUUUUAAAUAUUGUAAAUUUAAAAUUUUAAUAUGUAUCGUUUUUUUUUGUAUUUACGCGAGUACAAGUAUUUAGUUUUAGACUCAGGGGAAAAUAUUGAUAUAUAUGUAUAUAAAAAAAAUUGUUAAAUUUUAUUAUAAAUAAGUGUAAAUUUAUCAAACAUUAAGAUUAAUUAUUGUAUUAAUGUAUAGCGUACUUGUAUUAGAAACUAUAAAUAAAGUAUUUAGUAAAUAGA